This is a messenger RNA of Acaulospora colombiana, 855 nucleotides long. Lineage: Eukaryota; Fungi; Glomeromycota; Glomeromycetes; Diversisporales; Acaulosporaceae. The record is from the annotation of a GenBank genome assembly.
AUGUCGACCGGUGAUUUACUUGAAGAAGUUUUGAUUUAUCUAGGUUUACUGAUAGACUACGUCAGCUAUGCCUAUAAUACUUUUCUGAGCAUCUUUUUCUUUAAAUUCUUGCAUCAACAACCAUUCCGAGUUCACCUGCCCACCGAAACCUUCCAUCCAGCUGUGCUCAUAACCGGAACCUCCAGUGGCAUCGGCCGUAACACCGCUCUUGAAUUGGCCAACCGCGGAUACACGGUAUUUGCUACCGUUCGUAAGCAGGAGGAUGACGAGGAUCUAAAGGAAACUUUUAAGCGUUACGAAAAUUCAAAACAGGGUUCCUUGAUUCCUGUUAUUAUGGAUGUCACAAAAAAAAAAGACAUUCAAAAUGCCUACAAAAUCAUCAGAGAAAAGAUUGGACGGGAAAUUCCGUUUGUGGGGCUGAUUAACAAUGCUGCUCAUGUCAUGCACCUGCCUCUCGAGGUGGCAUCAGAAGAUGUUUACACCGAAAGUUUCAAUACGAAUUAUUUUGGAAUCGUCAAUCUGACAAAGAAGUUUCUGCCAUUGUUAAGAGAGGGCAAUGGGCGAGUUAUUAAUAUCGGGAGCGUCGGAUCCUGGGAAACUUUACCUUCCAUGGGUGUUUAUGAUUCCACGAAAGCUGCUUUAAGGGCGAUGACGAGGGCUUGGAGAGGUUCUCCGCCAGCUAUUGUGACCGACGCUAUUGUACACGCAUUGAGUUCGCAGUAUCCCAAGAAUACUUAUUAUGUGGGUCUUGACGCUCGAAUGGCCUCUCUACUGAAUUGGAUAUUUGGGGAUAGGGUUAUUGAAGUUGUGCUGGCCAAAGCUUUGACUCCUCCAACUGAAAGCGUUCAUGCGUGA